UCCCGCUGCCCCGGCACACCUGCCCUGCCCGGGGGGAGCCGGAGGUGUCCCCCCGCUUUGGGGGCUGUCUCCCCGUUUUGGGGGAUGUCCCCCCGCUUUGGGGGAUGCUCCGCCCGCCUCCCGGUCACAGCGAGCGGGGCCCGGCCGGGUUUGUCCCUCGCUCCCGGCUCCGGUUCGCCGUGACCCCGCGCUCUCCCGGCCGGGCUGCGAGCUGACACCUUCCCCGCAGCCGGGCCCGGGGCUGCCGGGUGUUUACGCGGCCGCAAUUGGGAGCUGAGACUUGACACUGGCCAGAGGCCCUGCUGGGGAUGUGUGUAAACAAUAAUAAAUCAAGCGCUGGUUUUAUCCCCGAGUCUUGCUGAGCCGCGUGUCCCACCUCUCAUGGAGCAGCCCUUGGCUUUCCUUCGCUCCCACCACGCCGGAGUUGGUCAAUUAACAAUAUAACAAUAUGAGUAGUUAGCAUAUUCUUGUGAUAAUUCUCUGUAUAGCUUAUGGCUAUUUUUAAAAUAUAUAAUUUAUUAAAUAUUUUCUUAAAUGGUGAUAUGUAGUGGAAUUUUGUAGACAGGUCGCAGUAUUGGUUUAUUUUUUUAAUCUGCUGCUGCUGAAGUUUUAGUCUCUUUUUGCAGUUUUGUCUGAGUAAAUGGUGUGGUUUAGGGAGGGAGAAUCCCAGAAUUAUUUGAAUUGGAAGAGACCUAAAAACUCAUCUUGUUCCAGCCCCCUGCCAUGGGCAGGGACACCUUCCAAAAUCCAGGUUGCUCCAAGCCCUAAUAUCCAACCUGGUGUUGGACACUUCCAGGGAUGGGGCAAAUAAUUUAUUAGGGGAGUAAAUAAUUGGGCAGUAAAUAAUUUAUUCCUAAUACAAGACACUAUAUCUGGUAUGGAACCCUUAAAAGUAAAUGAAUUGCUGGUUUGUUGGCUUUUUUUUUUUUUUCCCACUUGCACUUGAGUGCUGCCAGGCAAGAUUCAUUUUUUUGUCCUUGCCCCUCUCUGGAAUAGGUUGUGAGCAUUCCCUUAAACAGAUCCCAGGAACAGGGAGCAUGGCAUUGUGUUCUGGAUGUUGGAAAACACUUGGGCCAAAAUCCUGUGGAGGAAAGCAAGAGGCUGUUUCUGUCUUCCACCUUGUACAUAAGUGGGAUCUCUGUGCUGGAACAAGAUAAUGUCUUCAACUCAUUGAAGGAAAGGGACUAUUUGUUCACACUUAUGAUGAUUUGACACAAUUAAUGUCUCAAUAACCAUGAUGGCAACACAGACAUUAAGUAUAGACAACUAUCAAGAUGGACAACAGAUGCAAGUGGUAACAGAGUUAAAAACUGAACAAGAUCCCAACUGCUCUGAAACUGAUGCCGAAGGGGUGAGUCCUGCCCCUGUAGAAUCUCAGACUCCAAUGGAUGCAGACAAGCAGGCCAUUUACAGGCACCCACUAUUUCCCUUGUUAGCACUAUUAUUUGAAAAAUGUGAACAAUCUACACAAGGCUCAGAAGGCACAACUUCUGCCAGUUUUGAUGUAGAUAUUGAAAACUUCGUGAGGAAGCAGGAGAAGGAAGGAAAACCCUUUUUCUGUGAAGAUCCAGAAACUGAUACUUUGAUGGUAAAAGCAAUCCAAGUUCUUCGUAUCCAUCUGCUGGAGCUGGAAAAGGUCAAUGAACUCUGCAAGGAUUUCUGCAGUCGUUACAUUGCCUGCCUGAAGACAAAAAUGAACAGUGAAACUCUAUUAAGUGGAGAGCCUGGAAGUCCUUAUUCACCUGUGCAAUCUCAGCAAAUUCCAAGUGCCAUUGCAGGCACACUCAGUCCCCAAGGGAUCGUGGUGCCAGCAUCAGCAUUGCAGCAGGGAAAUGUAACUAUGGCAACAGUAGCAGGGGGGACAGUGUAUCAGCCAGUCACUGUGGUCACUCCACAAGGACAGGUGGUGACACAGGCACUGUCACCUGGCACUAUUCGCAUCCAGAACUCUCAGCUCCAGUUGCAAUUAAACCAAGAUCUAGGCAUCUUGCAUCAAGAUGAUGGCUCAUCAAAAAACAAGAGAGGAGUUCUUCCCAAGCACGCUACAAAUGUGAUGAGAUCUUGGCUUUUUCAGCACAUAGGGCAUCCAUAUCCAACAGAGGAUGAGAAGAAGCAGAUUGCAGCACAAACAAAUCUGACACUACUCCAGGUUAACAAUUGGUUUAUCAAUGCUAGAAGGCGAAUUCUUCAGCCAAUGCUGGAUUCCAGUUGUUCUGAAACUCCGAAAACAAAGAAGAAAACAGCCCAGAACCGACCAGUGCAGAGGUUCUGGCCUGACUCCAUUGCCUCAGGAGUUGCUCAGCAGCAAUCCAACGAGCUCACGAUGUCAGAUGGUGCUGUCGUGACCAUCACAGCCCCAGUGAACAUGAACGUGGACAGUCUGCAGUCCUUGUCCUCGGACGGCGCCACGCUGGCGGUGCAGCAGGUGAUGAUGGCCGGGCAGAGCGAGGACGAGUCCGUGGACAGCGGCGACGACGACGGCGGCGACCUCUCGACGGCCAACAUCGGCGGGCUGGUCCUGGACAACAGCGACUCUCUGCAGUAGGAGCCAGAGAGCCUGGAGGGGAGAAACACUUAGGAAAAAGAAUGGACUGACUGACUGACUUUUUACAGUUUGCACAGCAAACAUUUUACACAAGUUUUAUUUCUAAUAUGUUUUAUAUGUAGAUAUAGAAGGGUGCACUUUUUUGUAUUUCAUAGUAAGCUUAAAGAGUGUUUUUGCAGGUGCAGCAACUUCUUUCAAAUGUGUUUUGGUUUGGUUUUUUUUUGUUUAUUUUCCUUUCCUUAUUUCAAAAAAUUAUAUCUAGUAAUAUAAAGAACCACGUAAGCACCCCUUUGUUCUCUGAAUUGGAAGUGCUGCAGUUUCUGAUGAAUUAUGCAGUUUCAAUUAGUGCUGUUAUUUAACACAGCUUUUGAUGGGCAGGUGAUGUAAAUUUAAAGCAUGUGACACUAGUGUGUGAAACUUGAUUAUUGAGUUAGAUGCAUAUAUUUGAAAGAUGCUUCUGCACCUUAAAAACUGCUAGUCUGAGGUGGACAGCAACACACAUAAAAAGGAACUGUUGAUGUGUGAUUCAGUAGAGAAUGUAUGGCAAUUUAAAUAAGUUUAGUUUCUCUCAUAGUCUGUGAGCCUGUUUAUCAUUUGCUAUAAAAACUCCUAUUUUUACCUUGCUGGGGUUAUUGGAUAAAAAAAAAUAUUUUUAUAAAUUCACUAGAAAUUGGGAUGACAACUGUAUUAAGCAGGAGGAAAAAAAAUAAUUUCCAGAGGGGAAAAAUAAAUGUUUAGUAUUCCUAUUUGGAAGGUCUGAAAAUUGACCCAAUUUAAUAAACAAGCCUACACUAGCAUUCUAUGAUUCUCAGCUAUCCCACAGUGAUAUACUAUAUUUGAUAAUAGCAUAAGAAGGGCCCACUGUUUGAUGGGAUUUUGAUAUUGUCAAACAUUGAUUUAUAUUAUGUGUAAACUAAUAUUCAAAUUGCAUAACUCUGUAUCUAGACUUGUAUCUGAAAAUAUUUGCUAAAUGAAUAUUCAGGUAAGUAAGUUCAAAUACCCACAACUUUUCCAAUUAUUAGAGAAAUUUAACAGUUUAUAGUUUGUACAACUGAAUCUAAAAAAAUGAAAAAUUGCCUACUAUACAGUCAUGAAUUCUGCUAUUUUAUUGCAUUUGAAAUAUUUUCCCCUAAUACAAAAAGAAAAAUAUAACAUGGAUUUAUAUAAAAUUUCUCCAGAUCUGAAGUUUACUACCAGAAUAUACAGCAGGCUUUGUUAGAGUAGGAGAUCCUUGUGUGUCAUUUAAAAAACGAAGAGCUGGUGAUAAAAACAGCUGGGUUUUGGUUUGGUUUUGGUUUGGGAAUUUUUUUUUUUUUUUUUUUGUUGUGGUAACAGUUCAUUUCUUUCAUUUUCCCAAAGUUUGAAGUCUGUGAUUGUCUAUCCAUGAACAUUUGCUUUUGGAACUUUGUAUUUCCCAUUGUUGAGUACAAAUAAGAGACUCAAGAGCCUCAUGCUAUGAUCAACUCC
Messenger RNA from Melospiza melodia melodia, 4012 nucleotides. It is a transcript of the gene PKNOX1, whose product is annotated as PBX/knotted 1 homeobox 1. NCBI's taxonomy places the organism in Eukaryota, Metazoa, Chordata, Aves, Passeriformes, Passerellidae. Bases 1235 to 2545 code for a protein of 436 amino acids. The record is from RefSeq and is a predicted model, not a curated record. Gene Ontology annotation, molecular function: RNA polymerase II cis-regulatory region sequence-specific DNA binding. Gene Ontology annotation, biological process: regulation of transcription by RNA polymerase II; angiogenesis. The transcript has 12 exons.